AUGGCUACGAAACAAAAUGAUGUAAUUGAUAAAUUCUCAUAUCUAUCAAUUAAAACACAACAAGAGACAGAAACUAACAGUGAAAUCAAUUCUCUUUGGUUGAUACCAUAUUCAUUCAAGUGUGGCUAUUCAUUUCAGUGUCCAUUAACAUUCAAACAAUUAAUUGAUCGACAAAUGAGCCAAAAAUAUUUUCAAGAAAUAUUAACUGUGACUGAACAAAAUAAUAAAUUUUAUGAUUUUCAUAUGCGAUUACGCUCACAAGGUCAGUAUGGUUUAACGGUAGAUUUCAUAUACAAGAAUGCUGAUGAUCAAUCAGGUCCAAUUAAGGAUGACGCAUGUAUUUCGUGUGAUAUGAACAAUCAAUUAUCACAACUGAGUUUGAUUAGACAAAAUCCAACAACAUAUAUUUGGUUAGAUACACAACUGAGAAAUAAAUUGAUUGUUACACCCCGGCGACAUAUUGAGCGAUUAUCAAAUAUGACAAAGGAAGAAAUGGCACAGUUCUGGCAUGAUACGCAAGUCGUUUUAGAUGAAGAAGGAUGUGAUUGGCAAAGUAUGGUUUUAAAUCAUGGAAAAUAUCGAGAGCAUGUUCAUCUGCAGAUGAAAAUUAAUAUCGAACAACAUCAAUGGAAUCAAUAUAUCAAAAAGAAAUAUGAAAAGAAAAUACAACAAAUGCAACAUUUACUCAAAUACAAUGAAAAUAACCCUAUAGAAACUUACGUUGGUCAUCAGGAGUUUAAUCAAUGGAGUAAAAUAAGAAGCAAUCAACCAAUGAGAAAAACAUGCACAGAUAUGAAAAGAAAAUGA
This is a messenger RNA of Rotaria sordida, 807 nucleotides long. NCBI's taxonomy places the organism in Eukaryota, Metazoa, Rotifera, Eurotatoria, Philodinida, Philodinidae. The record is from the annotation of a GenBank genome assembly.